Molecule: messenger RNA, 2436 nt
Organism: Mangifera indica (mango)
Lineage: Eukaryota; Viridiplantae; Streptophyta; Magnoliopsida; Sapindales; Anacardiaceae
Exons: 12
Coding region: 405-2228 (607 amino acids)
Source: RefSeq, a predicted model, not a curated record
CUUUCUUCUUCUUUUAAAGUCUUAAAGCCCACGGCCUGGUAAUACUUCUUUUAAUGCAAAAAGCUUUCCCUCAUUACAAAAGCUAUUACAGAAUCAUCACUUCAAAGCUCAAUGGUCAAAAGCCUAAAGUCUAAUCCCUUGUUAGACGGAUUUGGUGGGUUUAUGCAACUGUAGUACUUCUGUUUUGUUCAGACUCUUAUGUUUGCAGAUAAUUAUCUCUUUCUGGCCUCUACCUGCAACCUCUGGUCUGCUCCAAAGGAAGAAGACAAGUAAAUAUUAAUUAGGAGCCUAUAGAGUGAUCCCUGUGAACCACAUUAACUCUUCUGGGAUACUUCUCUUUUUCAUAUUUUUUAAAAUCCGACCUGUAAUAGUCCUGGUUUUCUUCCAGGAGCGGAAACAAGAAAAUGCUGGGGCUGAGAGUGACUACAAGACACAAGCGUUCAAAGAGCUUUCCUGAUAAGAAAAGAGUUGAGGAAGAUAGCUUAAGUAGUUCUCAAGAAGCAUCACAACCAACAAAGCUGGUAAAGGACCAGGAGACACGGCAAAUGAUGGACCCUUCUAAAACCAAGAAGAAACAGCUGCCCAAAACAGAAGUGCACAAUUGUUUGAAGCAAGAGAUUCUACAGCUUGAGAAAAGACUACAAGAUCAAUUUCAGGUCCGUCGUUCUUUGGAACAAGCAUUGGGUUAUAGGACUUCUUCCCAUGGUGAUACAGAUAAAAUGUCAACGCCCAAGCCUGCCACAGAACUGAUUAAAGAAAUCGCAGUGUUAGAGUUGGAGGUUGUAUAUUUGGAACAAUAUCUUCUCUCAUUGUAUCGAAAGGCAUUUGAUCAACAAAUUCCAUGUAUAUCUCCUACUACUAAGGAUGAAAUAUCAAGAGCACCUUUGGCUACCCCAAGGGGAAGAUUUGUGAAAGAUUCUGAGCCUGCUACCACACCUAAAAGAGAAAUCCCUUCUAUCCAAUCUGGUUGUUAUUUAGUUGACAGUCAGUGUAAAAAGUCCAAUGGUAUUGAAGCAGAAGAUAAGCUAUUAGAAUCCGGUGUUCAGCGAUGUCACUCCUCACUGUCACAACAUUCUGCAUUUCCUACUAGAUCGUCCCCUCCAACAGAGUCUUUGGGUAGAGCUGUACGUGCUUGCCAUUCACAACCAUUAUCCAUGAUGGAGUAUGCCCAGAAUGCAACAAAUAUAAUCAGUCUAGCAGAGCACCUUGGUACUCGCAUUUCUGAUCAUGUGCCAGAGACACCAAACAAGCUGUCCGAGGAUAUGAUCAAGUGCAUGUCAGCCAUAUACAGCAAGCUUUCUGACCCACCAGUGACACAAAAUGGGCUUUCGUCUCCUAAUUCAUCCAUAUCAUCAUUGGGUGCAUUUUCUCCACAAGAUCAGUGUGAUAUGUGGAAUAAUUCAACUUUUGAUGUACAGCUAGACAAUCCUUUCCAUGUAGAAGGACUUCAAGAAUUUAGUGGACCAUAUAGCACAAUGAUUGAAAUCCCCUUGAUCUACAGAGACAGUCAGAAGUUAGGUGAUGUUGAACACUUACUUCAAAAUUUCAGGUUGCUCAUAUCUCAAUUGGAAGCUGUUGAUCCUAGGAAGUUAAAACAUGAGGAGAAGCUGGCAUUCUGGAUCAACAUACAUAAUGCAUUAAUGAUGCAUGCAUAUUUGGCUUAUGGGAUUCCUCACAAUAAUGUAAAGAGACUCUUUCUCCUACUGAAGGCUGCCUAUAACAUUGGGGGCCACACAAUCAGUGCAGACACUAUACAGAACUCUAUUCUUGGAUGCCGAAUGUCUCGUCCUGGACAGUGGAUUCGCUUAUUACUCUUGUCAAGAGGAAAAUUCAAAACGGGAGACCAACGGCAAGCAUAUGCACUUGAGCAUCCAGAACCACUAUUGCACUUUGCUCUCAGCUCAGGAAACCAUUCUGACCCUGCGGUUCGUGUGUACACACCCAAGAGAGUAUAUCAGGAGCUAGAAGCUGCAAAAGAAGAGUUUAUCCGGGCUACCUUUGGUGUACACAAGGACCACAAAAUUCUUCUACCAAAGAUUGUGGAGUCAUAUGCAAAGGAUUCGAGCUUAUGUCCUGCUGGUAUCAUGGAGAUGGUUCAACAGUCUUUGCCUGAACCUUUAAAGAGGAAAAUAAAGAAAUUUCAGGCGAGUAAAUCCCGCAAGAGCAUUGAAUGGAUCCCUCACAAUUUCACAUUUCGGUAUCUGAUAUCUAAAGAGCUGCUGAGGUGAUUGGUGCUUGAGCUCGCUGUUCCCUAUUGUUAAUUAAGAUUUCUAUAUAGGAAGAUUUGACACUUUUUUUCCUGUACAAAGUAGAAUAUGAAGCUGGAAAUGGUAGGCCGAUUAGAGCAUGGGGCAUUUUGUAUUUAUGUAUGUAAUCACCAUUCUCGUAUGUUACUAGCUAGAUGAAUUAUCUAUAAAAUAAUUGCCAUUAUGUUAA